This is a messenger RNA of Populus trichocarpa (black cottonwood), 381 nucleotides long. RefSeq names its product chloroplast processing peptidase-like. The transcript has a single exon. Lineage: Eukaryota; Viridiplantae; Streptophyta; Magnoliopsida; Malpighiales; Salicaceae. The record is from RefSeq and is a predicted model, not a curated record. The coding region runs from base 1 to 381 and encodes 126 amino acids.
AUGUCUAAAAAUAAACCAAGCCAUUUUCUCUCUUUCCCCCGAAACCCCAACUUGAAACUUAAAACCUCACUAAGAUUAAAAGUUUCGGUUCAAUUUCAAAGAUUAAUUUGUUAUGGGGUUAAGAAUUCUGAUGAAGAGACUAAAGCAGUGGUGGAUUCUAGUGGUGGGGGAGGUGGAGGUGGGGAUGAUGGCGAUGGCGAUGGCGAUGGCGAUGGCGAUGGCGAUGGCGAGAUGGAGAAAAAAGAUGGAAUUUUGUCAGAGUGGUUAAAUUUCAUUGUUGAUGAUGCGAAGACCGUGUUUGAUGCUGCUACUGUUUCCUUUUCUUUCUUUCCUUUUAUGAUGUUAAUGAGGUUUGUGGGAGUAAAUUUGAUGCUGAACUGA